Messenger RNA from Zootoca vivipara (common lizard), 3780 nucleotides. The record is from RefSeq and is a predicted model, not a curated record. Lineage: Eukaryota; Metazoa; Chordata; Lepidosauria; Squamata; Lacertidae.
AUGGACAGAUCGAACGACCCGGUUGUAAUACCAGCCCUGGGCCGCCCAUUCCAGCUGGGGAUGCUGUACGACUGUCGUAACGAUGCCCUCAUCCCAGGUAGAGCUGGAAUCACCCUUUGGGACCAGGACUCGCUACAGAAUAACCUGGGUAGCGAACCACAGCCCAAGACUGAAUAUGAAAUCAUUGCUUCCGACUCCAUCGAUGUUAAGGCCUCUGCCCUCAACGUCUCAGCAUCGCUCAAGGCCAGCUUUUUGGGGGGAUUGGUUAAAGUGGAAGGGUCAGCCAAGUACCUUCAAGACACCAAGCAGUCCAAGCAACAGGCCAGAGUCACUCUGCAGUACAAAGCUACCACCAAGUAUUCACAGCUGACCAUGAGCCAUUUGGGAAACAAAAAUGUCUCUUACCCAGAAGUUUUUGAGCAUGGCACAGCCACCCAUGUUGUCACUGCCAUCUCGUAUGGAGCCCAGGCUUUCUUUGUGUUUGACCGAAAUGUCUCUUCUUCCGAGUCUGUGAAAGACAUACAAGGAAGUCUCAAAGUUAUGAUAAAGAAGAUGGUCACUAAUGAAGGCGAGGCAGCUAUCCAAAUGAACAACCAGGAACGAAACCGUGCAAAUCAGUUCAACUGCAAGUUCUAUGGAGAUUUUUCUCUGGAGAGCAAUCCGGUGACUUUUGAAGAUGCCAUGAAGGUCUACACUGCUCUGCCCAAAAUGCUGGGUACCAAUGGGGAGAAGGCUGUGCCUGUGAAAGUUUGGCUGUACCCACUGACCAAGCUAGAUUCCAGAGCAGCUAAGAUGGUGCGUGAGAUCAGCUUAACACUGAUCUUUGAUGCUCAAACUGUCUUGGAGAAACUGAAUGAAAUCAACAUGCGAUGCAAUGAUCUGACUAUGAAUCCUGCUGUUGAAAACUUCCCAGAAUUAAAGUUGAAAAUCAAGAGAUUCAAGGAUCUGUGCAAGCAGCACAGGCAGACUUUCCAGAAACGACUGACAGGAAUCUUGCCUUUGAUCCGGGGAGGGGGGGAAGAGGAAAGAGUUCUGGUGGACAUCUUAACAUCCAUAAAUCAAUCACCCUUCAAUAGCCAAAGUCUCAAUAAAUUUUUGGACACCAAGGAACAAGAGAUAAACAUGGUCAAGUCUUACCUUGAUAUCCUGAGUGGGAUAGAAACCAUCUCCUCGCAGAAUAAACUGGAAGAGGUAGUGCUUAACCACCAGAAUGAAUUUGUGGUCUCAUUUACAUUCACCUCUUUACACAAUGAGGAACCAUUUUUAACCAGCUUACAACGCUUUCUUAAGAAACGACCGGCAGAUCCUACAGGAGUCGAAAAUGCACCAGAGGAGCAGAAUGCUUGGUUUGAGCAAAAAGACAGACAGAGAAAUGCUCGGAAAGCUGCCAAGUCCAUUGUUAAUUUUGCCCAAGUCAAUAAAUCAAAUGGGAAGACCCGGUUCCUUGUGGCUUCUGUCUCAAAUCGGGACAACCCAGGAGCUUUCAUUUACCUUUACAAAGAUGGGGAGCUGAUCAGCAGCAACUUCGAGCUGCCCUCAAAACCUCUCCCUCCCCUGGUUGGCCGAAUUGGACAUGAGAGUGUGCAGCUGACAUUUCAACCAGCUGAGUAUGGGAGGGCUUCAAUCUCUAGCUAUCAAGUAGAGUACAAGAUUGCAGGAGAAGAAAAAUGGAAGAUUGUGAAUACAGACAACAGUCAGGAGACAUUCCAAGUGAGAGGGUUGAGGCCAGACUCAGAAUACCAGUUUCGAUACACCGCUAGGAGCAAACCAGGACUUAGUGAGACUAGUGAUGCGAGUGGAUCUGUAAAGACACUUCCUACCAGCCCUCCUGGGACACCGAAAAAGAGAACAGCAGAGUCUUCCAAAAUCAGUAUUGUCUGGGAGAGCCCAAAGGUCAUUGGAGCUGAUAUCAAGGAGUACAAAGUGGAGUACAAAGUGGUGUACAGUGAAGAGGCUGGAGAGGCAAAAAGCAAGGACAAAGAUGAAUGGGCUGAAAAAAGAACAGGGAAGAAAACAGAGUUCUGUGAGAUUGAUGGUCUGAAGCCCCGGACACUCUACGGAGUCAGAGUCUCAGCCAUGUGUUCCGGUGGGGCUGAGAGUGAGCCCAGCAAAAAGAUUGUGGUUUUCACAUUAGUGGGAGGAGAUGAGAAGAGAGCAGCUUGUAAAUACCUCCAAGACAGCAUCCGGGUGGAGGAUGGGCCACCAGCAGUGUAUGUUCUGCCACUGGAGCGCAUAUCGGAUGUCUCUGGAUCCUGUCCAACAUACCAGCUAGGGAAAGAGAACAUACAGGCCCCCAACAAAGUGAUUAUGGUGAUGGGGGCAACAGUGUCAGGGAAAACCACUCUCAUCAAUGGGAUGAUCAAUUAUGUCCUAGGUGUGAAAUGGAGAGAUGAUUUCCGAUUCAAACUUAUUCAUGAAAAUACCAACAGAAGCCAAGCUCAAAGCCAAACAUCAGAAGUGACCGCUUACGUCGUCCACUACCAAAAGGGUUUCCAAGUCCCCUUUUCCCUCACCAUUAUUGACACUCCAGGAUUUGGAGACACAAAAGGAAUAGAGCAUGACAAGUUGAUAAAGCAGAUCCGGGAGUUUUUCUCCUCCCCAGGGGGCACUGAUCAUAUAGAUGCCAUCUGUAUUGUCGUCCAGGCCUCUUUUGCUCGUUUAACUCAUGCCCAGAAAUACGUCUUUGACUCUGUGCUCUCCAUCUUUGGCAAAGAUAUAAAGGACAACAUCCAAGUCCUGAUCACAUUUGCAGAUGGACAGACCCCUCCUGUUCUCGAGGCCAUUAAGGAAGCCAAUGUACCAUGUGCUAAGGAUGCCAAGGGCACCCCUCUGCACUUCAAAUUCAACAAUUCAGCACUGUUUGCCAACAAUCCCGUGCAGCCUGGAGGCAACUUCAAUGAAAUGUUUUGGAAAAUGGGCACCAUGAGCAUGAAGACCUUCUUUGAUUUAUCCCACACGCUAGAAACAAAGAGCUUAACAUGGAUGAAGGAACUGCCCAGGGAGGGAAAAGACCUUGAAGCUACAGCUCUUCGCUGUCUUUCAAAAGCCUCAGGAAAUCGAGAACUGAGGAUCGCCCUUGUGGGCAAGACUAGAGGCGGCAAAAGCGCCAGGAACACCAUCCUUGGCCAGAAGCUCUUUGAUUCAAAACUUCAGGCCAGGACAACCACCUUGGCCUGCCAAAGGGCGUCUUGCUCUUGGAGAGGCUAUGCCGUGUCCGUGGUUGACACAGCGGAUAUUUUGGGCACAGGAGCUUGCGAUGAAAGGCUGGACCAGGAGACCAAGCGUUGCCUCGACCUCUCUCAGCCUGGCCCUCAUGCGCUCGUGUUUGUGACCCAAGUGGGCCGCUUCACCGCGGAGGACAAGGAGGCAGCCCAGCGAGUCUGGGACAUGUUUGGGAUGGAGGCCAUGAAGCACACCAUCCUCUUGUUCACCUGCAAAGAAGCCUUAGAAGGCAACUCCUUGCGGGAUUACGUGAUGCAGUCAGAGAAUGAGGCUCUCCGAAAGCUGGUCCAAGAAUUGGGGGGGGGGCGCUUCUGCGCUUUUAAUAACAGGGCAGCAAUAGAACAAAAGGACCAGGUCUCUGAGCUGAUGGAGAUGGUCCUGGAGAUGGUCCAGGGGAAUGCAAGGCCCUACCUAGAGACCCCCAUCAUGGAGGCAGCGCUUGGAUAUUACAUGGCAGGAGGCAGGAAAAGGGCCAAGGGAGAGGGGGAAGGGAAAGCUCGCAAGGGUUUCACGCAGACCAUGAAAAUUGGGGAAGUUGUUAUAAACUUGUUUAAAUAA